Hirsutella rhossiliensis is the source of this 3369-nucleotide messenger RNA. Its product is annotated as DNA polymerase family A domain-containing protein. The transcript has 3 exons. Lineage: Eukaryota; Fungi; Ascomycota; Sordariomycetes; Hypocreales; Ophiocordycipitaceae. The record is from RefSeq and is a predicted model, not a curated record. Gene Ontology annotation, molecular function: 3'-5' exonuclease activity; DNA-directed DNA polymerase activity; DNA binding. Bases 1 to 3369 code for a protein of 1122 amino acids. Gene Ontology annotation, cellular component: gamma DNA polymerase complex; mitochondrion. Gene Ontology annotation, biological process: mitochondrial DNA replication.
AUGAAUGCUCUCGCUCCCGCCGCUGGUCAUAUCCAGCAUGCCGCGACGUCAAGCUUCGUCCGCAUAGCCCGCCACCAGGCAUGGCGUCGCCACGCCAGGAGGGCGCAUGUGCGCUGGCUGGCCGAUGUCACCAAAGGCGCAAUUGCGAAGAGUCGAGGAAGCCUCGCGAUUGCAUCCCAGUCGCGCUUCAGUGAGAUUGGCGUGCAGCAGCUGAGCUCUCACGUCUUCAACCAGAUAUUCCCCGACGGCAACAAGCCCCCUCCCGAAGAGCUCGUCAAGCUGUCAAAGGACCACCUGAGACGGCACGACUUGCUCGGAAAGACCGCCGAUGACUCGGAUCCCAUCGCCUUUGACCUCCCCCCGCUGCAAGGCCGAACCCUCGACGAACACUUUCACAAGCUCGGAACAGACUGCGCAGAGCCGUACCUGACCCUUGCGAAGCAAUUCGUUCGCUCCAGCAUUCCGCCAAAACCUCGAAAAUGGGUACGGCGGAGCGGCUGGAUCAAGUAUUAUCCCGACGGUCGCACAGAGGCCGUCGACGCGCCGGAUGAGGAUAUGCUCUGCUUCGAUACCGAGACACUGUGGAAGGAGAGCCCCUUCUCCGUCAUGGCGUGCGCAGCUAGUCCCGAGGCCUGGUAUGCUUGGCUAUCUCCCUGGCUACUUGGCGAGUCCCAGAAUGACCGCCAACUGAUUCCCCUGGGCGACCCGACCAAGGAACGCAUCAUUGUUGGGCACAACGUUGGCUACGACAGAGCAAGAGUCUUGGAGGAGUACGACCUCAAGCAGUCCAGAAAUGCCUUUCUCGACACCAUGUCGCUCCACGUGGCAGUCAACGGCAUGUGCUCGCAACAGCGACCAACUUGGUUGAAACACAGAAAGAAUCGCGAGCUGCGAGAAAGAGUGGUCGCCCAGACACCGGACAAUGAGCUCGCCGAACUUUUGAGCAACAGGAGCAUGAACGAGGAAGAAGAGCUCUGGGUGGAACGAAGCUCCAUCAACUCGUUGCGGGAUGUCGCCAAGUUUCACCUCGACGUCUCCAUCGACAAGGCCAAGCGUGAUGAUUUUGGGCAACUGGACCGCGAGGGCGUCUUGGCUGAUCUUGAUUCGCUCAUGGACUACUGUGCUGCCGAUGUCUCCAUCACGCAUCGCAUCUAUCAGAUUGUCUUUCCCAACUUUCUCGACGUCUGCCCACACCCGGUCAGUUUCGCUGCACUCCGACACCUUUCCUCCGUCAUCCUCCCGGUCGACCGGACCUGGGACAUGUACAUUGCCAACGCAGAAGCAACUUACAACAAGCUCUCUGACGCCGUUCGAGAGAGGCUGGUUGGUCUCACCGCCAAGGCGCUCGAGUUGAAAGACGACCCAGAAAAAUGGGCGAGUGACCCUUGGAUGAAGCAACUCGACUGGUCUAGCCAGGAGGUGCGCAUGGUAAAGGGCAAGCGCAAGGACGAUCCGCCGAGGCCGGCGGCGCGGCAAAAGAUGCCUGGGAUGCCCACGUGGUAUAAAAACCUCUUCGCCAAGAACGACGCGCCCAUCGGCAUCACCGUGCGAACCCGCAUUGCGCCCUUGCUCCUGAAAAUGUCAUGGGACAACCAUCCCAUGUUUUGGUCUGACAAGUACGGCUGGACAUUCAGAGUACCGCGGGCCGAAUCGACCAAGUAUACACUGGCGCAGAUGACGGCGUGUGUUUUCGACGAAACAGAUGCUGCGUUGCGCGACGAUAGAGACCACGCUUACUUCAAGCUUCCUCACAAGGACGGGCCGGCUGCCCGGUGUGCCAAUCCCAUGGCAAAGGGCUAUCUGGCCUACUUUGAGAAGGGAACCCUGUCAUCCGCUGCUCGGGACCGCAUCAUGUCUCAGAUGGUUGUCUACGAGGACGACUUGCCCAAGCCCAAGCCCAAGAGAGGCCGGAAGAAGAAGACUGCAGCCGAGACCAAGGGGUUCAUUCUGCCACAGAUCAUCCCCAUGGGCACCAUCACCAGGAGAGCGGUGGAAAACACGUGGCUCACCGCAAGCAAUGCCAAGAAGAACCGCGUGGGCUCCGAGCUCAAGGCCAUGGUCAAGGCCCCGGAAGGCUACUGCUUUGUCGGCGCCGACGUCGAUUCGCAGGAACUGUGGAUUGCCAGCCUUGUGGGCGACGCGACCUUCAAACUCCACGGCGGCAAUGCCGUCGGUUUCAUGACUUUGGAGGGCACCAAGGCUGCCGGCACAGACCUGCACUCACGAACGGCGUCCAUCCUGGGCAUUUCCAGAAACGACGCCAAAGUCUUCAACUACGGGCGCAUUUACGGAGCGGGGCUCAAGUUUGCCGCAACGCUUCUUCGACAGUUCAACCCUGGGCUGUCGGAAAAGGAAACCAUGGAGACGGCGUCGAGGCUGUACGCCAACACCAAGGGGACCAAGACGGCGCGGCGGACCCUCUACAAGCGACCAUUCUGGCGCGGCGGAACAGAGUCAUUUGUGUUCAACAAGCUGGAGGAGUUUGCUGAGCAGGAAAGGCCCCGGACGCCGGUGCUGGGCGCCGGAAUCACCGAGGCGCUCAUGAGCCGCUUCAUCGGCAAGGGCGGGUACUUGACAUCGCGCAUCAAUUGGGCGAUCCAGUCGUCGGGCGUCGACUACCUCCACCUCCUGAUUGUGUCGAUGAACUAUCUCAUCCGGCGGUACAAGCUUGAAGCCCGACUGGCCAUUACGGUGCAUGACGAGAUCCGCUAUCUGGUCAAAGACGAAGACAAGUACAGGGCUGCGAUGGCUCUCCAAGUGGCCAACGUCUGGACACGAGCCAUGUUUGCACAGCAGGCGGGUAUCGACGACCUGCCCCAGUCUUGCGCCUAUUUCUCCGCCGUGGACAUUGACCACGUCCUGCGCAAAGAAGUCGAUAUGGAGUGCGUGACGCCGAGCCACACGACGCCGAUUGCCCCGGGCGAGAGCUUGGACAUUAAGACGCUGCUGGACAUGGGCCACGAGGCCAUGCUGGAUCCGGCAGUGGUGCCCGGUGCGAAAAAUGCGCCUCAGCUGGACGGCAUCGAAUACGUCCCCCGCAUGCCGGUGAUGCAGGCCAUGCAGGAAGCGUCGGGUGACAGCCUGGCCUUUAUCAAGGCCCAAGUGGCGAAUGACGACGAGUUGCGAGAGAUUGUCAAGGGCUUCAGAAAGGUCGAUGCCGCGGCGCCGCCAAAGGACAAGCGCAUGAGCAAGAAGGCGCUGAACAACGUGUUGCCGUAUCAUGCUCACCCACAGCUAAUGCCAAUAGGGGAGCCAAUGUCGGUGGCCGAGGCCUUGAAUUGGCGACGUCGCAAUGGACAAGAUGAGCGGGGCCAAUGGCCGUGGGAGCGAAACACGGGCAAAGGCACGCGGUCCACAUCGAGGGUGUGA